Molecule: messenger RNA, 11416 nt
Organism: Aedes aegypti (yellow fever mosquito)
Lineage: Eukaryota; Metazoa; Arthropoda; Insecta; Diptera; Culicidae
Product: mucin-5AC
Exons: 8
Coding region: 1181-9955 (2924 amino acids)
Biological process (GO): chitin catabolic process; carbohydrate metabolic process
Cellular component (GO): extracellular region
Molecular function (GO): chitinase activity; chitin binding
Source: RefSeq, a predicted model, not a curated record
UCUACGCGUUGGCUGCGCUGGUUCAGUUGAUCGACGACUUUUAUUGGAUAAGCAGCGUUUUCCAGCGAGCUCCCGAGCAUUGCGCCGUUCGAAGAUUCGGUCCAACAUUCCCGCAGAAAUUGGAUGAAGAAGAAGGACCUUGUGAAGAUUUAGUGGAACGUAUUUCGAUAUCGGUGUGUGAUUGACAAAUUUUCAGUUUGGGGAAAUUGAGGAAGCAAAGUGCACUUACAAUCAUUUGGAAGAUCGAGGAAGAAUACGGCGCACGGAAGCCUUGUGGAAGAUUUUCGGUGCGAUAUUGUCCGGGUGCCAGAGAUUCGAGUGUGAGACCUGACGGGAAGGUGUGCCCUCAGGGGGCUAGUUGAGGAAUUGAUCUUACAACAGUGGUGAAGGGUGGUGAAAUUGUUGUUGGCUCGAUCGCCGCGCAGGAAAGUGAAUGUAGCUCUAGCGAGACCAGUUAGUCAGUCCAGCAGAAUCAGUGGGGCGACCUUUUACUGCUGAUAGCGCCGCGAUCGCACAGUUGCUGUAUAUUCCCGACAGUUUCGUAAUAACAGGCAACGGCAAGUGAAUGGAACAGUGACAGUGAUUACGAAAGUGUUUCGGAAAAGAAACGAUCACCGACAAGGAUAUUGAUUACCAACACUGGUUGAAGCAGUCAAAGGAAGAUCCGCGAAUAGCUGGUGGACUCCGGCCUUAAAUCAAAUACAAAUCAAUCACCGCAUCGUACCCUACCGGAAAAAAGGCGUUCCAACGAGAAUUGUGUGCAUGUGAUUAGAAUUUCAAGUGUGCCAUCCACCCACCAGCCGAUCGCGAAAGAAUAGAAUUCAAUCAAAGCCGGUAAUGUACAUCCGGCUUUUUCGAUGUGACAGCAUUUUACGACCAGGUGUUUAAGCCCUUCUCCAUCACCUUAAGAAUUCUCGAGAAGACCCGUUAGAGACACACUCCGCCACACAGAAGGAGUUACCACGCGAAUAGUGUUCUUCCCUUUCGGUAAUCAUAAGUUAUUGUGAUUUACGACUCAAAGUGUUCAUCCAUCGACGACGAAAAACUGUUUAUCCAAUAGAAAGAAGUGCGACGCAGUGAGGGAGCAGCUUACCUAGAAGAAGAAACCCUCCACGGGGGACCGCCUCAGUUAUAGGCAAGCAGCAAAAUUACACCGAGCAGCAAUUAGAAAGACGCAACAAUGUUUCCGCUUCAACGAGGAGCGGCAACAUGGUUAUUUCUCGUGCUAACGACGACCGUGACACUGCUGGCCGCGCCUAGGUCAGCAUCGGCCGCCGAGAACAACCAACGGGUGGUGUGCUACUACACGAACUGGUCCGUCUACCGGCCCGGAACGGCUAAAUUCAACCCGCAGAACAUCAACCCGUACCUGUGCACCCAUCUGAUCUACUCGUUUGGAGGAUUCACCAAGGAGAAUGCCCUCAAACCGUACGACAAGUACCAGGACAUCGAGCAGGGCGGGUUCGCCAAGUUCACCGGCCUCAAGACGUACAACAAGAACCUCAAGACGAUGCUGGCCAUCGGCGGUUGGAACGAGGGUUCAUCGCGGUUCUCUCCUCUGGUAGCCGAUUCCGAGCGACGAUCUCAAUUCGUCAAGAAUACCAUCAAAUUCCUGCGACAGAACCAUUUCGACGGGUUGGAUCUGGACUGGGAGUAUCCGGCUUUCCGGGAUGGAUCCAAACCGAAGGAUCGCGAGAACUACGCCCAGCUGGUACAGGAACUGCGUGAAGAAUUCGAACGGGAGUCGAGCAAAACGGGGCGACCGAGGUUGCUGCUGACGAUGGCCGUGCCAGCCGGUAUCGAGUACAUCGAGAAGGGAUACGACGUGGCCAAGUUGAACAAGUACCUGGAUUGGUUCAAUCUGCUGACGUACGAUUACCACAGUGCGUACGAGCCGGCCGUCAACCACCAUUCGCCGCUGUACUCGCUGGAGGAACCGUCGGAGUAUAACUUCGAUACCGAGUUGAAUAUUGACUAUAGCAUCAAGUUCUACCUGAACGCCGGUGCCGAUCGGGACAAGCUCGUGCUGGGUAUUCCCACCUAUGGUCGCUCGUACACGCUCUACAACCCGGAUGCCACCGAGAUCGGAUCGCCUGCCGAUGGACCGGGAGAGCAGGGUGACGCCACCCGGGAGAAAGGUUAUCUGGCCUACUACGAAAUCUGUACCGCGGUGAAAGAAGACCCGGAAUGGACCGUUGUGCAACCGAAUCCCAAUGCCAUGGGUCCGUAUGCUUUCAAGGGCAACCAGUGGGUUGGGUACGACGAUGAAGCUAUCGCUCGCAAGAAGGCCAAGUACGUGGCGGAGAACGGUCUGGGUGGUAUUAUGUUCUGGUCGAUCGACAACGACGAUUUCCGCGGAACCUGCCAUGGAAAGCCAUAUCCGAUCAUUGAAGCCGCUAAGGAAACACUGCUGGCCAGUACGGACAUCGGUGCCAAUGACAUCGCCGCCCCAAGUCGUCCAAGGAAGCCAUCGAGAUCGCGUAGCCGACCAGGAACUACCAGCCGCAAUCGCUUGACCACCGAUAACAACAACGAGAUCAAGUCAUCGUUCAAGAGUUCCCAGGGCAGGAAGAACAGCCGACCGGCACCGAGAGCAACGACGACAACUACCACCACCACCACAACCGAGGGCUCUCUGUACAUCGGAGGACGUACAACCACUCCGCAGCCACCGACAACUCCAGAUCCAGGAGCAGACUUCAAGUGUACCGAUGAGGGUUUCUUCCCGCAUCCACGCGACUGCAAGAAGUACUUCUGGUGUUUGGACGCGCCUGCCCUUGGUCUGGUAGCUCAUCAGUUCACCUGUCCGUCCGGGCUGGUGUUCAACAAGCUGGCCGAUUCCUGUGACUACGCACGCAACGUAGUUUGUGCCAAGACCGCUCCAUCGACGACCACCACGUCAACGUCAACUACGACUUCCACCACCACGACAACGACUCCGGCUCCACGAAGCCGCGUUACCAUUUCCACGACUCGUAACAACUUCUUCAAUCGUGCUCUGACCACAACCACCACUACGGAGCCUCCGAUCGAGAUCGAUUACUCCGAUGAAGAAGAGGACGAGGUUCAGCCGGAAGAAGACCCCAAGGUGAUCAAGGAACUGAUUGCAUUGAUCAAGAAGGUCGGUGGCAUUGAGGAAUUGGAACGUCAACUGCAGGCGCAGGAAGAUGGAUCAAUCGUGCUGAAGGAUGAAAAGGCGGAUCAGAUCUCAACGACCCAGUCCACGAUCAGCAAGAGCUUGUACGAACGCGUCUUGAGCCGUGCUGGAAAUGGAUUGCAAAAGUUCCGACCGGCGUUGACGUUCACGCAGACGGACAAGAGUGGUUCAACCGAGAACAAGUAUUCGUCGGUGGUGAGAAAUUCGAACACCAAUUCGUACACGAACAGCCGAGUUGCACCGCAAAACGAUGGGAUCGAGCAGUUGCCAGAAUUCGAAGGAGUGUUCAAGGAACGGCCAAAGUACGUUACGUUGAACCGAGCACGACCAACCAAGGCUAGCGUGGAAGAUGAUGCGGAUGAUCGAUACGGCGAGGAACCGUACGAAGAAGAGGAAAACCAACCGUCGACUUUCGCCACCAAGAGGCCAACGUCCAGUCCGAAGUAUGUGAGCAUUCGACGACAACGGCCAACGACGGCGUCCGAUGCUGAUGAGGACGAGGAAGAGGAAAAUGCCCCAGUGCAACAGCAGCAGCAGUACAGUAGUGUGAAUCGGAAUCGUUUUCGGCAGACCACUACGGAGGAACCCGUGGAUGAAGUUGAACGAGUGCCAAGCCGGUACAACACGAUCGAACGUCGUCGAGCUACCGCGCAGUACAACCGUCUGCAGGAGGGAGAUAAAGAUGAUGUAGGCACUGAUUCGUCUCUAUUGGUACCUUCUACCGAUUACGAAACCAUUUACACUACAUCGUCCACUACCGAUGCACCAGAACAGUUCAUCACGUACAGUACACGACAGUACGCUAGCGUAGAACGUAGCAGUACGACCGAGGCUACGCCACAGACCGGCGGCCCAAGUGCUACGGAUCUUACGCAAUCCAUUCCAACCACCACCACUACAACAGCAAACGAAAACAAUGUACAGUACUUCAAUACAGACUUACAGACAGACCUUCCCGAGCGGGAUGGUCCGGUAGACACUGUUUCCGAUCUAGAUUUAAGUAGAACGGCCGACUCGGACAGCCUGACGACGGACGACGCGGUGACCGUAGAUUAUAGCAAGAACGAACCGACCUACGAGGUAACCACUUUACUAAACCUAGGUGAGAGUGUUACUGGUAGUAGUGUUAGUGAGUUAGAAACGAGUGAGUUUAGUAGUAGUGUUGGUACUAGUGGUGAUAGCGUUAAUCCUAGAGUUCAGGAAGGCGAAGAUCAGUCCAAGUUGCUGACGACUUCGCAGCCUGCAGCGACGACCUAUGCUAAUGAGGUUCCAACAACUGCCGUUAGCCCCACAACAACAGCAACCGUUAGCUCCACUAGCGAAAAAUUGAUCGGUACUAACGAUGAACAGUCUAACUCGAUUUACAAAUUCCCAUCAAGAACUAGGAAAAUCACCACCACCGCUAGUCCCCUAGAAGUUGUCACUAAUAAGCAAGAGUUCGAAUUAACCCAAACGCAGGCUGCCCCGCGUCCAUUCGGAGGGGCGGUCCGGCGUACGCGUCCAACACGCCGUCCUACGAGCAGCGCAACUACGACAACUUCAGCUCCCGAAGAUUUUACUACGCUUCGCUCGGUAAAGGUGAGUUAUGCCAAUAGCCAGAGAUUUGAUCUUUCAGCUAGACGUAGAAGUGGCGUUGCCGGAUCGACUCCUGUCGCAGUGAAUCCUAGCAACAACGAGGUAGGUAUUGCUAGUGAUUCUCUGGUCACCGAUCCGAGUCCACGCCCGACCCGUACUCGAGGCUUCCGAGGUCGCGUACGGUUCGGACCUUCUACGGAAUCAAGUUCCAUUCCGACGGAAUCCGCUUCUAUCGCUUCUGUUGCUUCUGCCGAACCCACUCGACGGCGACAACAGUCGUCGGAUUCUUUUGCACGCAAUCGUUUCUCUUUGAAUCGGGCUUCCAGUCGCGCAACGACUGAAGCAACAAGUUCUGCAACCGAACGGUUCACCACUACGGAGCAGCCAGUUGAGCAAUCAACUGCUAGGGCUUCACUCAGGAGGUUGAACUUUAACCAAUACAGCGGUAGAACAAGUACCGAACCGACGACAACCACCACAGUCGAACCGGAAAUCGAAACGGAUUCACCAGUCAUCAACUUGCAGGUCAAAUCGCACACAGGAAUCGACGAAGAUCUGUUCAAAACUCAGGAACGUAUUCUGCUCACGCUGGGUACUGCUUUGCAGUAUGGAUUCAGCAAUCGCAAUGAACUGAACAGCCGGCGAAUCCAGGACAGUGAACCGAAGCUAGUCAAAGGAACAGUGGAGAAUUCUCCCAUUACGAACGUGAUUCGUGAGCGGCCCACGGUCAAGUCUCGCUCUCACGAUACCAUAGAUAACCAGCUUGCCGAAGACAUCAACGAAAUGGCUACAGAACCGGUCUUUGUUUCGACUUCGGAACGUGCCUCACCUGUCUAUGAAAGUACCGUAAGCGACCAGGAGCGAACCAUCGACUACACUACCGUAUACAGUGUUAACCCGGCUGAAGUUGAGACUACAACCCCCGCUCAACGUAAGUUCUUCACCACACUUCGCGGACGAUCAUCGUCAACAACAACGGAAUCUAAUGACACCACUCUGAAAGUUGUUCUCUCAGAGGUGAAUACAAACAAGACAUUCAUCCCAGGAAAAGUGCGGCCAACACGUCCUGGAAGAUUCCGCACUACAACCACCGCUACCUCGUCGGAAACUAUCAAUGAAGCAUCCACUUUGAGAUCCAAGUUCCCACCUAGGAAGACAUUUGUAACACCAAGCACGAACGCCAUAGCUAACGAAGCAGCCGACAAGCCUUCGCGAAGACCUUCUCCCUUCAUUCGAAGACAGCGACCGACUCCCGCAAGCGCAACAUCAUCGAUCGCGACAUCUGAGUCAUCUCCAGAUACUGAAAACAGCGAAACCACCGAGAAAGCUCCAGGUAUCUCAACAACGGUCAGCAGACGUCGUUUGGGACGCCGAAAGCUUACAACAACUGCAAGCACGGAGAAACCAAUGGAAGAAGUCCAUCGAGAACGCCCAGCUGGAUUCACCAGACGUCAACGGUUACCGUUCGGUCGUUCCACUACAGCUGAGACCCCCACCACCGCUCAGCGUGCAGCAACAACCACAACCUCUGAACCAUUCACAGCGGAGCCAACCUACCCGGAUAGCGCAGUGGGAAAUUCAGACUUCACCACCGUAAUCUCGGACGUUUCCAACGAAAUCGAAUCCACUUUCAUCACCAACGAAGUGCUGACCAGUGAAAACUUCCUGCGACAGCAACUGCCUGAAUCACAAGAGGUGAACAACUCGGAAGAAACAACCGAGCUACUGUCGACCGUUGUCACCGCCGAACCAGCAACGGAAACUGCUCCCACUCGGCAGCAAUCGAAACGCCCCGUCCAGCGCUUCAAUGAUAGCCAACAAAUCGAAUCGGAAGUCGUUCCAAGUCGCAGUCCGAACCGAGCGUUUGGUGCACCUCGUAGAAAGUUCGGUGCAUCGACCACGACCACCACGGAAGCUCCGGAAGUAUCCACCAUUAAGAAGUUCAUCCCAUCUCGUCAGAAUCGUCCUUCAUUCUCGCUAGCACGUGCACGCGCCUCGUCCACUACCGAAAAUCCGUCCGAGCAAGAUCAACCGGAACAAUCGGUGGCUAGUUCAACAGCCCGAUCAUUCUCACCAACUCGGCGACGAAAUCAGCUCAACUUUGGAGCUCGUACCUCGACAACUGCUGCCAGUGCCGGAGAGGAUGUGGAAGUAUCCUCUAGCAGACCGCUGACUCCAACGCGCCGUAGACCGACAUUCAAUGCGAGCCGGACGCCACGACCACAAUCCUUCGAAGACUCUUUUGACAAAGCCUCAGCUGCACCAGCUGUAGCGAAACCAAGCGCUGGAAGAGUGAGCCGCCCGUCGUCGGCUUUGUUGCCAAGAAGGCCGAAUCUGUUUGCUCGCACCACGACUACAACUACGGAAGCCUACACAGAGUUUGAAACCGAUGAGAAGACUACGCUGGAGGAGGAAAGCAGCGGAGAGCGAUAUGGACCGAGUACCCGCGGUUACAGUGAGAUAAGACGGCCGAGCUCGUCGGAAGAGAGGGAUGGAGUCACAGGAAGGUACAGUGCAGAGGUUGAGGACAGCGAGAAUGAAGUUCAGCGGCAGGGUAAGAAGUUGUUUGGGCAGUUGGGAAGUGGAAACAACAAUUUGGACGACGAGGGACGAUCGCGGGAACGAGGAUCUGCUGAGGUUGUUGGUUUCAGAAGACCUGGACCGAGGAUUGUGGGUUCAGGAGGACGAGUGCAGGCACCAAGGAACAACACCAGGUUCAUUUUCCACAACAAGGAAGAGGGUUCUUCGACGACAGCCAGAGCAAUUACAACAAGGGCUAGGAGAAUAUUUGGAAACGUUGCAGGAUAUAAGCCUGGCAAUGGAACCAGUGCAAGUGUUUCCCCUAGUGGCGGUGCCACUACGGCUAAACCAAAAUUGACUACUCGAGGUAGACCAGUUUUCGGUAGGUCACGAUCUACGACUGCUUCGGGAGCAUCCGGAGAAGAUAAGGUUGUAGCGCAGCGAGUCAACGAAUCACAGCAAGGAGCGGUGACAACGAGACGUUAUCAACCGAAGAAACCUACUCGGAAACCAAGCUUCACGACCGUUUCGUUGCCUGUCGGUGGCAGUAGAACUCGAACGAAUUUGUCAAGUUUAUUCAAUCGUAACCAGCCAGUAGUACUAACAACCACCGAGCAGAGCUCGGAUCUAAUCCAACCAGAGACGACUAUCCCGAGCGUAGAAUCACAGACUCCGGCGAUAUUGUCGGUGCUGCCAAUCGAGCAGAGUGCACCGUCACAGCCAACCACUACACCCACCACACUCGAUAGUGAGAACGAAAUCGAGAACACCACUUCAUACGAAGAUACAAUCAACACAGUCAGAACUACCACCGAAUACUACACAGCAUCUGAUGAAACUCUCUACACGACACUCAAUACGGCCGACACAAUUUACACCAUUAAUGAUAAUAUCGAUAUUGAUGAUGUCAAUGUAUUGCAGGAACGUAGUAGAACAUCCACCACCACGGUCCGACCAACGACGCUCUACCAUGUGUUCUCGAUCGAUAAGGAGAGCGAAUCGAUGCCGUCGUCGACGGAGAUUUACCGCACUGAAGAGCAAGAGAUCGAACUGCCAUCGACGAACAAGACGGACAAACUGGUUGAGAUCCAUCGCGUGGUGGAGAUCUACACGAAGAAUACCAGCAAUCCGGACGAGAUCCCAGUCAUGCAGAAGCUGGGUGAAAUCAAUCGUAAGAUCAUUAUCCGGCUCGUUGAACCGAAGAACAAGACUGCGGCAGAGACUGAGGAGGACAAAGAGAAGAAAAGCCGAACGCUAGUGUUCGCUGAUAACAUCUUCAAUGUGGAAACGUCCACAAUCCCGCUGGAAGGAUUGUUCGAUGCCGAUAAGGACGGUAGAACCGGUCGUACCGAAUUCCAAACAACCGAAUUGAACAUGGAAGAAGAUCUGACCACCGUCGCACCCCAAGUGGAGAUCGAACGUAUCUCUAGUGUAGACUUUGGAUCAACCGAACGUGACCAGGAGGAACUGGUUACCAUUACACCUUUGAUCGCCGAAACGGAACGAUACACUCAGGUAACUACUUCCCCGCUAAAGCCAGAUACUGAGCGAAGUGUAGAUUUUGAAGACACUACUGUGAACGAGGAGGAACAGUCUACGGAUUAUUACGCUGAUGAGUUACCGACGACAGUGCCGGUUCAGUCUUCGACGACUACGACUUCGACGACGACCACGACCACUGAAGAACCAACGACUGUGCCUCCGACGGAGAUCCCAGUCUCAUCUUCCACACAGGUUGUUCACAAGUACACGCUCCCAGCAGAAUUUGCUUUCAUUGAACCAUCCGAUGAACCGACAACAACGACAACAGCUCCAACAACUAUGCCACCAACUUCCACGACUUCGACCACUACCACCACGACUACAACGACAACCACUCCAGAACCUCCAACGGCUUCCCCUGAAACUCCUGCUCCGGAGCGUGUACGACCGCUGGUCAUUCCCAGCGCAGAGACUAAGAAGAAGUACACGAAACGUCCCAAGACGACCGUGUACCGACCACAACUGGACUUUAUCUACACGAACGAAAACUCUAGCGAAGACGAACCGGCCGUCGCAGUCGAACAGGUAACUGAACCACUUCCCAGCACCUCAACCCAGAAAGUACAAAGCACUAGUAGAAAGUACGUUCCCUCGGUAGCACUGCGAUCUGGUGAUGGUUUGUCCUUCCGUAAGUCAAAGGAUAUUCAGGUAGCCCCACUGCCAAAGGCAGCCGCAUCCAGGGCCACUACCGCCAAACCGAAGUUCACGACGACAACCGCAACUCCCAGAACAACUACCACCACAACGACGACAACUACCACCACCACAACCGAAGCGCCUGUAACCAAGGUGGACUUCAACAUCAAGUACGUUCUGCCAGUGUUCAAGCCGGAUCUCGUCAGCGAGCUCAAGAUCGAAAGCAAGAACGAUAAGUACAGCGUUCCGCUGUCUUCGCUCUACCAUCCGGACUUUAUCACGAAAUCCGUCUCGGGAGAACAGCGACAGGAGCGCCAGUACUCGCCCGUCUAUCGACCGGAACUAGACAACGACGAGCUAACGCGAGCGCUGACCAGCGAUCCCGAUCCAGUCGCUCUGGAGGCCGCCAGUUUGGAUCGCGAGAUCCUCGGCGAUCGAAGCACCAACGACAGCGAGAGCGAAGAACGCCUCGAAGUCCGCAGCAUACCGUCGUACUUCUACCGGCGAGCUGGGGAGGUCAGUUAAACCCCCUUAAAUCACCCUCUUACCCCUAAGUCCGGAACAGAAUCCAGCAUACAAAAAAAAACACAUCCCCUCUCACAAUGUACCGAGAAUGUUGCAUGCCGGGAGACAGAAAGCUGUGCUCGUUUAAUACGUGAAUGCGUUUCCGUUCUAGCUGGCAACCCAGCCGCUCGUAUGCCCACGGGUUGCCAUCGCAUUUUUUUAUAUAUCUCUAAUCCUCCGAAACAACGAGAUGCCAUAGAUUUUAACUAAUUUAUUGUUGUUUCUUCUAACUGUUUUUAUAACUCGGAAAAAAUGACCCAGAAUAUUCUCUAAUCAGCUUGUUGUAUGUGUCCUAUCCCCCCAAUUGAAAUACCCACUUGAUCGAUGAUAUUACCAUGGUAACGAGAGUGUUUUAUUGUGUAUAUGUUUGUGUGUGUGAACGGUAUUUAUUCUAACCUUUUAAUGAGGCACUCCGCCCUUUGUGUAGUUUCCCUGUUAUUCGUAUAAUACUCUACUACCCUUCUUUUAGUACGUAAGUUUGUGUGAUCAACAACACAUACCCAUUCACACAAACACAGGAACAAUGAAUUCACAAAUACUAGCGUGAUUGACUGCUCUUCUUAUGUUGUUGUUGUUGCUGUUGUUGUUGAUGCACCCUAUUAGUCUUUCCCCACAAUCUGAGUCAGAGUGAAUGAUUGCGUUUUUAUUCACAAAACCAUACUUUGCACCCUAGCACCACAGUCUGUUGUUGUUUUACUUUUUCUUCCCCUCUGCACCAUUUUGUACUUUAAUCAACACUUUUUCUCUAGCUCACACUUGAAACAAGUUAGUUUUAGCUGAACAACGCUAGUCUUUAAGUAAAAGUGAACACCAGAACACAAGAUGGCGGCGCACCCAAGCUAUCCGCUUGUCACAGAAACGAAAUGACUCUUUGACGCAACAAGUAACAAACAAAGUAUGCUGUGCCCAAUAGAUGAGCAGCGGUAAUCAGUUUGAAAAGCAUUUCGUAACGUGCAGAAGUGUAGGUUUAAGCUAGAAACUCGGAAUUAUAAGUAGAUAGUGGACUCGUUAGGCUAUAGAUUCUAUUCCCCUACACUGCGAAAAGACACCUUCUUUUCUUCAGAUACUGUUUCUCAUGGACAGUUGUGCGAUUUAGUGUAAAUAACAUUUAUUAUCACACUUUUCUCGGCCUAUCACUGCUAUCACCCUGUCACAAAUCCGAGCAAAAACAAAAACACAGACACGUAAACAGGAAGAAUCGAGCUACGGAAGACGAAAGUUAAAAAAAAAAAACAAUGUGUACAUAGCUAAAAUAGUCGGUAGUCAUAUUUAAAAUAAUUACGAUUAGUACGAAGAGAAGCGUAACGCUGCGAGAACAUACUCUCCCACAAGUAUAAACAAAUCCCCAUAACAAGAGCUGUUAGCACUGUUUUUGUAUACAUAAAAACACUGGAACAAGCAUACGAAAAUGUUCAAAACAAA